AUGCACUCCCGGUACCUUGUCUCUGGUCUUCCCAGGGUUCUCCCUCCCCUCCCACCCUCGCCUGCUCCUCCCUGUCUUCCCUGUGUCGAGGGGCGGCAGCGCGCCGCUCCUCACUCCUCCUCGUUUCCCCCGACGACUGCUCCCCUGCAGACCCUCCACAUGGACAUGUGGGGCCCAGCCCGCGUCCGUGGACAGGGUCACAAGAGGUACUUCCUGAUCGUUGUUGACGACUACUCGCGCUACACCACGGUCUUCCCCUUGCGCACCAAGGGUGAAGUCCCUGAUGUUUUGAUCCCUUGGAUCCGUGCUGCCCGUCUCCAGCUCAGCGAGAGGUUCCACUCGGACUUUCCUGUCCUGCGUCUACACUCUGACAGAGGUGGGGAGUUUUCCUCCGACCUCUUGAGGGCCUUCUGUCAGGGGGAGGGCAUUGAGCAGUCGUUCACGUUUCCGGCCUCUCCACAGCAGAAUGGGGUUGCUGAGCGCCGCAUUGGCUUGGUCAUGGAGGUCGCUCGUACCUCCUUGAUCCAUGCGGCUGCCCCCCACUUUCUGUGGCCGUUUGCGGUCCGAUACGCUGCGCAUCAGCUCAACCUCUGGCCCCGUGUCUCCGUUCCGGAGACUUCGCCGACACUGCGUUGGACGGGAAAGGUUGGCGAUGCGUCGGUGUUCCGGGUCUGGGGAUCUCGUGCUUUUGUCCGCGAUACGUCCGCGGACAAGCUCUCCUCCCGCGCUGUUCCUUGUGUCUUCCUUGGCUUUGUCCCGGACGCAUCUGGUUGGCAGUUUUACCACGCCACCUCGCGCCGUGUCCUGCCCUCUCAAGACGUCACUUUCGACGAGUCGGUCCCCUACUACCGCCUCUUCCCCUACCGCACUGCCCCGCUCCCCCCCCCGCCUCUCUUCCUCGCACCAGGUGCUGCUGUGGUAGACCCCCUCCCCCCUCAGGGUGCCGCUCCCUCAGGUGUGUCCCAGGUAGACCCGGUUGAGCCUGUCGAGGUAGCUGUCGACUCUCGUCCUGCUAGGGGUGCUGAGCCUGGGGGUGCGGAGCCUGGGGGUGCUGAGCCUGGGGGUGCGGAGCCUGGGGGUGCUGAGCCUGGGGGUGCGGAGCCUGGGGGUGCUGAGCCUGAGCGUGCGGAGCCAGGGGGUGCUGAGUCUGGGGGUGCUGAGCCUGGGGGUGCAGAGCCUGAGAGUGCUACGUCUGAGGGUACUGAGCCUGGGGGUGCUGCGACUGACCUUGCUGCGCCUGGAGGCGCUCCCUCUUCCCAGCAGCUGCGUGAGUGGUACUCGCGGUACUGCAGCCUCAGGAGGGGCGCUUCUGGGGCUAGGGGUGCUGCUGGAGCUGGUGCUCGUGGUUCCCCGCCUAGGCGGGAGCCGCCCUCUCCCCAGCGGCUCCGAGAGUGGUACGCUCGGCGCUGCAGUCUCCGGAGUGGUGCUGCUGGUGCCGCCGACCCUGGAGUUGGAGCUGCUGCUGGUGCUGAGGACCCUGGAGCUGGAGCCGCUGCUGGUGCCGCGGACCCUGGAGCUGGAGCUGCGGCUGGUGCCGCGGACCCUGGAGCUGGAGCUGGUGCUGGUGCUGGUGCUGGUGCUGCUGGAGCAGGAGCUGCUGGUGGUGCUGCUGGAGGUGCUGCUGGAGCUGGAGCUGCUGGAGACGCUACUGGUGCUGGAGCUGCUGGAGGCGCUGCUGGUGCUGGAGCUACUAGAGGUACUGCUGGUGCUGGAGCUGCUAGAGCCGGUGGUUCUGGAGGUGCUCGUACUGGAGGGUGA
This is a messenger RNA of Closterium sp. Naga37s-1, 1758 nucleotides long. The record is from the annotation of a GenBank genome assembly. Lineage: Eukaryota; Viridiplantae; Streptophyta; Zygnematophyceae; Desmidiales; Closteriaceae.